GCAAUCAGCUCUGAUGUGGGACUGCACUGGUGACAUGUUCUUCAUGACUGUCUAGGACACAUAUAUUAUGACAGUGUCCCUUUAAGAGCACGGUUGCCCACGUGACCUCCUCUCCUCCUGCCGAUCCCAGCAGCGCUACAGAGACGUUUCACUUUCUGUUUCUGGGCGUCAGCUGCUCGGUUCCUCCCGGUGUCAGCAGCAUGGAGGCGGACGACCCGGUGUCCCACCUGCGCAACAACCUGAACUGCAGCAUCUGCCUGGAGGUGUUCACCAAGCCGCUCUCCCUCCCGUGCGGGCACAGCUUCUGCCAGGAGUGCAUCCAUCAGCACUGGGACCGGGAGGUAGCCUCGUCCCCCAUGUACACCUGCCCCGACUGCCGCCUCGCCUUCCCCCAGCGGCCGGAGCCUCAGAGGAACGUCAGCCUCACUAAGGUGGUGGACGAUAUAAGGGCGCUGGAGAGGCGCAGUGCCCUGCUGCCCCCCGUGCAGACUGACAGCGGCGCCCGCGGUGCCGUCCCAGCGCGAUGCCAGCGCCACCUGCUGGACGUUACCAUGUACUGCUCCUCGGACAGCCGCUGCAUCUGCCACAAGUGUAUGCUGACAACCUGCAGACUACAUGAGGUGCAGGACCUGGAGGAGAGGUGUCAGCAGGAGAAGGCGAAACUUGCGAAUGACUUGCUGGCCAGUGAGCGUCAGCAGAAGCACACGGAAGAGGAGCUCCUCAAAUGGAAGUGUAAGAUGGAGAACAUCGAGGAUUUUCAUGAAAAGACGAUGUCUGGAAUAAGGAAGAAAUUUGAUCAAGUGCGUAAGACAUUGGAUGAAAGUCAGGUCCUUGUUGAAGAGUCUGUUAUCUGUGAAAAGAGCGCGGCGCUGGCACGAGCAGCUGAACAUGUAGGGCAUCUAGAGCGCCAUCUGCAGGACCUAGAGAAACAUCACAUGGAGGCAGAAGUGCUGCUAAGGAAUUACGGGGUUGCAUUUCUUGAGGGUCUUCCUCAACUUAUGCCCGUCGGGGCCACUCCAAGAUCCCCAAACGUUGAGCUCAGUGGAAACCUGCAGAUGGAGGUCGUGACUAGGAUCCUACCUGAAGUCACCAGGCUGCUCCAGAUGGAACUACCUCCGUUGUUACACCCAGAGAAACCAGUAGAUAAAGGUAGAGAGACCUCAGGAUCUCCAUCUGGCAUUGCUGUAAAUGACGCCUGUUGUGUAGAAGGGACCUCACCGGCAACUCCACGCAGAGAACCUGCAAGAAUCAGUGCCCUCAGAGCACAACUCUGUAAAGAUUAUCGGAACCUGCAGUUUGACCCUGAGACCGCCAACAAGCAUCUGGAGAUAUCCCAUGGGAACUGUAAAGCCACUCAUCACAGAUCACAGAGGAAUGGUGUGCCCGACUCCCCGGAGAGAUUUCAGAAAUGGCAGGUGAUGUGCACUGAAGGUUUUUCUGAGGGAAGUCACUACUGGGAGGUCAUUAUAUCCACCCUCUUCGUGGAUAUAGGAGUAGCAUUGGGCUCCUUGAAACGUACCAACGAACAGGAAAGUAUCAUCGGAAAGAACAGUUCUUCGUGGAGCCUGCAGCUGCGCAGCAUGCACCACUCCGCCUGGCACAACGGCCAGGAGACGAAGCUUCAGCCAACUAACUUUACACAGAUUGGCAUUUAUCUUGAUGUAACGGGCGGCACACUCGCUUUCUACGGCGUUAAGGAUGGUAGCAUGCGCCUCCUGCAUUCUUACCCCUGCCACUUCUCUGAGACGGUGUUCCCAGUGUUUUGGAUUGGAGAAGAUGCACAUGUCACCAUCUGCACUAGACCGAACACCGCGAUGGAGGCCGAGACAGAAGAUCAGAAUAUCCCAAUCUCAUGAUCCAUCCAUUUAUUGCCCUGCAGUGUUAGUAUUGUGGAAUUAAAGGGGUUGUCUCAUGGAGGGGGGUCCUGAGCUGAGGACCACUAACAAAACCCGUCCAGGCAUUAUAGGGUUGGCUGUUUAUUGAAUCGCCAUCAUGUAGGGCUGCAGUAAACGAUUAUUUUAGUAAUCGAGUAUUCUACCAAUUAUUUUUUACAAUUAAUCGAGUAAUCUAAUAAGAAAAAAUGAAUUAAUAGACUGUGUU
Molecule: messenger RNA, 2100 nt
Organism: Bufo bufo (common toad)
Lineage: Eukaryota; Metazoa; Chordata; Amphibia; Anura; Bufonidae
Product: tripartite motif-containing protein 65-like
Exons: 6
Coding region: 201-1856 (551 amino acids)
Molecular function (GO): protein binding
Source: RefSeq, a predicted model, not a curated record